CGAGUUUGAGUGAUUCCAUGAAUUUGUCCUAUUUUGCCACAAAAGCUUUUUCGAGUUCGUUUUCUGUCGAUAAAAAUGCCGAGAGGUGGAGGGCGUGGUAGAGGUCGUGGUGGAUCAGGCCAUAAAGGUCAGAGGCGGGUCUUUACGUCCCCAGAGCAGGAGGAGUUUAAUCGGCAGCAGAAGCAGAAAGAAAAAGAUUGGAAAAGGAGGACUGGUGAGUCGGAAUCUGAGGAGGAGAGUGGUGAUGAGGGAGCUACUGCCCCCCAAGAGAAACCCCGGCCACAACCUGGGGACCUCCCAACAGAUAGCAGCAGUGAAGAGGAGACCGACAGUGAAGAAGAGGAGGCAAAGCCUAAAGGUGUCAGCCAUUUGAUUGAAAUACAAAAUCCUAAUCAUGUGAAGAAUAAAAUGAAAAAAGUGACGGAUUUAGAUGACACGGACGCAAAACCUGAGCUUAGUCGAAGGGAACGGGAGGCUUUAGAAAAGGAGAGGGCCAAACAAAAUUACGAACGAUUGAAAAUGCAAGGAAAAACAGACGAUGCCCGGGCGGAUUUGGCCCGUCUUGCUAUUAUAAAGAAGGAACGAGAGGAUGCUGCAAAAAGACGAGAAGAGGAAAAGAAAAUGAGAGAAGCGGCUGCUGCUAAAUCUAAAAAAUGACGAAAGCAAUUAUGACAUUUUACGCUGUGGUUGACUGGUCUUCAUCGGAGACGGAAUUAGCUACCGGACAUGCAUCUCAAAAAAUAACAGUGGUUACCUUUGGCGUCCUUCAUAUCGUAGAAAAGGACGUCUUUGUGUGAAAUGAAAGCAGCUACAAGCUAUAUCCGCUUGAUGUUCCUCAUCUGUAUCCUCGAGGCAAAUGACGACAGUGCCGUGUUUUCGUUCUAUAUUUAUAAAAUCAAUUUUCAGUUCAAUGCGCUGAUUUUCUGUUUGGUUGGUUCUAAACUAAAUGGGGAAAUGCAAGUUGUUUGUAGUCAUCGUUUUUAAUUGUAUAAACGUGCUCUUAUGUGCUUCAGUUAAAAUGGGCCCUAUGUGUUCAGUCAGUCUCGCAGAACAUCAAUUGCAUGGGAAUUAGAAACUUGUAAUAAAAUAUUAUGAUAUUAUGA
Lineus longissimus is the source of this 1103-nucleotide messenger RNA. Its product is annotated as 28 kDa heat- and acid-stable phosphoprotein-like. Bases 76 to 657 code for a protein of 193 amino acids. The record is from RefSeq and is a predicted model, not a curated record. Gene Ontology annotation, cellular component: cytosol. NCBI's taxonomy places the organism in Eukaryota, Metazoa, Nemertea, Pilidiophora, Heteronemertea, Lineidae. Gene Ontology annotation, molecular function: RNA binding. The transcript has 6 exons.